Ornithodoros turicata is the source of this 771-nucleotide messenger RNA. RefSeq lists its product as uncharacterized. Lineage: Eukaryota; Metazoa; Arthropoda; Arachnida; Ixodida; Argasidae. The transcript has a single exon. The record is from RefSeq and is a predicted model, not a curated record. The coding region runs from base 1 to 771 and encodes 256 amino acids. Gene Ontology annotation, molecular function: RNA-DNA hybrid ribonuclease activity; nucleic acid binding.
AUGUCGUCCACCGAGGCUGAACUGUUCGCCAUUCUUACCGCCCUGGAAUACAUUACUGACUUGCCGCCUGCGAAAUGGGUCGUCCUCACCGACAGCAAGGCGUCCCUCCUCCGCUUGAUGUCGCCCCGCACCAACCUCAUACAGGAUAUACCCAGCAUGAUCAUUCAGAUGUAUAACAGACUCCGUGCCAAUGGUCAUGCUUUGUCCCUUCAAUGGGUGUCCGGUCAUGUGGGCCUGACCGGUAACACACGCGCAGACGAGGCUGUAAGACGAGCCGCCGCAGCUGCUACUCCUGCCACUGUACGUCCAUCACUUACACUUUCCGCUUGCCAUUUAGGUAUUCGCCGCCGACGUGCAGCCCGUGUCCAAGCAUUUAGAUCUCAGGCCGCCGCCUACAACAGUCACAUACAGUCCAUCGACCCCUCGGUUACCUUUUUCAUUGCGUGUCGCUGCAGCCGUCAGGAGGAAUCACUGCUGCACCUCCUCCGUCUCAACGUUGCCCGCACCCCAUUGCUUCUUUACAAAAUGGGCCAAUCCGGCUCCCCCCUGUGUUCGAGCUGUGGUGAGGUGGCCGACAUUCCUCAUUGUCUUGUGCACUGCCAGCAGCACAUUCCCCAACGGCAAGCCCUCCAUCGCUGUCUAAUACAGCUGGGCUGCAGCACAUUGUCCAUGGCCACCCUCCUUGGUUCCGUCCCUCGGCCUACUCAGUUUGCCGUAACUACAGCCCUGCCCCGCUUCUUGAAAGACUCGGGCCUUGCGUCUGCACUCUAA